Molecule: messenger RNA, 4240 nt
Organism: Panicum virgatum (switchgrass)
Lineage: Eukaryota; Viridiplantae; Streptophyta; Magnoliopsida; Poales; Poaceae
Product: probable anion transporter 3, chloroplastic
Exons: 13
Coding region: 90-1652 (520 amino acids)
Biological process (GO): transmembrane transport
Cellular component (GO): plastid
Molecular function (GO): phosphate transmembrane transporter activity
Source: RefSeq, a predicted model, not a curated record
ACCCACUUCAGCAGGAUCAUCACUUCCACUCCGGGGGCUCCCCCUCCUUCCCCUUGUCCCCCGUGACUCCGCGACGGAGAAGACAAACGAUGACGCCUUCCGGCCAACUGCUCCCCUUGGCCCGCCCGCCUCCGCCGCCUCCCGCUCCUCCAGUCCUCUCCAGCCGCCGCAGCCGGUGCCUGCCUCCCGCCCGCGCGCACGCCCGAGGCUCGCCUCCGCCUCUAUGGCGGGCCCACCGCCUCCACGACCGCUUCCUGCAUCCUCCUCCGCAGUUCCGCGCUCCGGCCAGGGACCCUCGACCUCCAACGCCUCCAGGGGUUUCGGCCGCCGGAGGAGGCGAGGCUCAGGCGGCGGCGGUGGCGGAGUUCGUGACGUCUGAGAGGGUGAAGGUGGCGGCGAUGCUGGGGCUAGCCCUCGCGCUCUGCAACGCCGACCGUGUCGUCAUGUCCGUCGCCAUCGUGCCUCUCUCCCAGGCGUACGGUUGGACCCCUUCAUUUGCCGGCGUCGUGCAGUCAUCCUUCCUUUGGGGGUAUCUGAUGUCGCCGAUAAUUGGUGGAGCGCUUGUUGACUAUUAUGGUGGAAAGCGAGUCAUGGCUUAUGGUGUAGCCUUAUGGUCCUUGGCUACAUUCCUGUCUCCUUGGGCAGCUGGUCGCUCUAUCUGGUUAUUUCUCUUUACUAGAGUUCUGCUGGGUAUUGCAGAAGGAGUGGCACUCCCAAGCAUGAACAACAUGGUGUUGAGGUGGUUUCCUCACACAGAAAGAUCUAGUGCUGUGGGUAUUGCAAUGGCUGGCUUUCAGCUUGGCAAUACCAUUGGAUUACUUCUAUCCCCAAUCAUCAUGUCACGAACUGGGAUAUUUGGACCUUUUGUGAUAUUUGGAUUAUUCGGAUUUCUGUGGGUGUUGGUGUGGAUACCGGCUAUAUCUGGCACACCUGGUGAACAUGCACAAAUAUCAGCAUAUGAACUGGAGUAUAUAACCAAAGGUCAGAAAUUGGUGAAGCCUCAAAUUGGAAGUGCAAAAACAAAAAAGGUCCCCCCCUUCAGCAAACUACUUUCCAAAUGGCCAACGUGGGCUUUGAUAAGUGCAAAUGCCAUGCAUAGCUGGGGUUAUUUCGUCAUUCUUUCAUGGAUGCCAGUCUAUUUCAAAACAAUAUAUCAUGUCAAUCUGAGAGAUGCUGCAUGGUUCAGUGCACUCCCCUGGGUGAUGAUGGCAGUUUUAGGUUAUGUGGCCGGUCUUGUCUCAGACAUGCUAAUUAGAAAUGGAACAAACAUUACUUUAACACGGAAGAUAAUGCAGUCAAUUGGCUUUCUGGGUCCUGGUAUUGCUUUGCUUGGUCUGAAUGCAGCAAAGAGUCCAAUCAUCGCUUCAGCUUGGCUUACAGUUGCUGUUGGUCUGAAAUCCUUCGGCCACUCAGGUUUCUUAGUAAAUCUACAGGAGAUUGCCCCACAAUAUGCUGGAGUCCUACAUGGAAUGUCAAAUACAGCUGGGACAUUUGCCGCCAUUUUAGGAACUGUUGGAGCAGGGUUUUUUGUUGAUCGGAUGGGUUCUUUCCGUGGAUUUUUGAUAUUGACGUCGCUCCUAUACUUCAGCAGUACUCUUUUCUGGGAUAUAUUUGCUACUGGAGAGCGUGUUGAUUUUGAUGGCACUGGCUAGCAUUGAUUUUGAUGGUACUGGCUAGCACCUGAGAGGAACUUCACAGUUUCUAUCGAGCACAAAAUGAGGAUUCUGGACGGUGCUUUACUGCCCUCUCUGCGAAACCUCAAGUUCUAUGCACAUGAGGUUGAAGAGCUUAAGUUAUGACUGUACAGCAUUGGUUUUGACUUUUCAAAGUAUCCAAUGAGUUUAUCUUGGAAAGUCAGAUAAGUGGUGGGUGAACACAUGGAACUGGCUUUGAAGAUCAUGCUAGAUUUUCUUGCAGGGUAACCUCGGACCUCGGAAUGUGUUUUGAGUCAAUGAAACCUGAAUAUGUAACUUAGAAUAAAUAACAGGGUAGGAGCUCGACCAUUCAUGGCACCCAAAGUAGUAGAGAUCUGAAACAAAUUUGCAGGCUAGUUGGAAGCUGGGAAACCGGGGAAAUUGGGUGCAAAUUCCACGAAAUAAGUCGUGAGCUUUAAAAUCAUAAAGCCUCAUGGGUCGGGGGAUAAUUUUCCUUAUUCUAGAAUAAAAUGCAUGCAAAGAAAUAUGGAGAAGACCCUUGACGGGGAACAAAGAAGGAUAUGUACAUUGAUGAAACAUUUGUAAAAUUCCAAUGCGUUGCUAUUCAGUGUUGGGAAUGUCAGCAUAUCCUUUCAAAAAAAAAAAAAGAAUGUCAGCAUACAUCGAUGCCACUGCAAGUUACUUCUUCGAGACUGAUAUGUAAUCAAGACCAGAGUCAACUGUUCCAUUUCGUCAGAAAAGGAAAUAUUCUUGGAGGUCUGAAGGCCUUAUCAGUCCCAAUGACAUCAAGAAGAGAACGCUUCAGCGCAAGCCCGAUGCCAUGGUCCAUUGGUCCACUACCUCUCCGGCUAUGAAAUUGUGGACAUACCUACUCUGAGUCUCCGAUAUCCUCCACCAAUAGAAUUAUUGCAACUGUAGUUGUCACACGCACGUUUACUCAAGCCAUAACUCCUAACCUCAUUGGCUUGACCUGAAAAGUGAAAACCCAUUUCAACUACCUCUUUAUGAUAAUAAAGAUGUAUGCACCCAGUCAAACUUGAAUCGGUCCCCGAGUCUACAAAACAUUAUGCGCGAGCAGCUGUUUCAAGCUAUCUUCGAAACCCAUCAGCUAUGCAGGCAGCUCGCAACCGGGCAUCCCCCACCAGCCAUGGAGGUUUCUCUGGCUUCGACAGUGAGUUUCAGUCAGAUCCUGGGUUCUCUUGGACUUCCACCUACACACCUCGUUCCCGUGUGGUCAACAAGAAGGUAAGAAGCUCAAGAUCAAUCCGGGGAAAAGCUGCAGCAAUUGUAGGGUCAUGCGCAAACUGCUUCGCUCCUCGAUCUGAAACCAACGAAGCCCAUGAGAACCCACCAAUCAGUGGCCAGGAUGUGUCUAUCAGUCCCAUCUCCAGAAUAUCAUCAACAAGUAGCACAAGCAAUAAUAUAUCCAGACAGAGAGGCGAUAGCAGCCAAACAAAGUCAUGGCAAGAACAGUUCUCAUUUCAGGAAAUUUGCAUCGCUACUUCAAACUUUAGUGAGCAAAACAAAAUUGGGUUAGGUAAUUUUGGCACUGUGUAUAAGGCAAAGCUCAGGGAUGGGUCCAUCAUAGCUGUAAAGCGGGCUACUAAGAACAUUCAAGACGGGCACCUAUCAGCAGAGUUUAGGAGUGAAAUCCAGAUGUUGUCAAAGGUCGAGCAUUUGAACUUGGUUAAGUUUCUUGGGUAUGUGGAAUACGAGGAUGAACGCCUAAUUCUGGUUGAGUAUGUAAAAAAUGGAACACUCCGUCAACACUUGGAUGGGUCACAAGGGGAACCAUUGGAAUUUGCACAGCGUCUCAACAUUGCUAUUGACAUAGUUCAUGCCAUUGCCUACUUACAUGGUUAUACAGAUCAUCCUAUCAUCCACCGUGACAUCAAGUCAUCCAACAUUCUCCUAACAGAGCACCUGCGAGCAAAGGUUGCCGAUUUUGGCUUCGCACGCCUAGCCCCCGAAAACCCUGAAGCGACCCACGUCUCAACACUAGUGAAGGGGACAGCCGGAUAUGUGGAUCCUGAGUACCUGCGCACGAACCAGCUCACCGACCGCAGCGACGUCUACUCCUUCGGCGUCCUCCUCGUCGAGCUCAUCACCGGCCGACGCCCUAUCGAGCGCGGCCGCGGCCGCAGGCGCCACCAGCGCCUCACCACCGAAUGGGCGCUGCGCAAGUGCAGGGAGGGCGACGCGGUGGUGGUGAUGGACCCCCGGAUGCGGCGGACCAGCGCGGUGGUGGCGGCGGUGGAGAAGGUGAUGGCGCUGGCGGCGGAAUGCACGGCUCCGGAGCGCGCGGCGCGGCCGGCAAUGCGGCGGUGCGCCGAGGUGCUCUGGUCCGUGAGACGCGACUUGCAGCAGGAGCAGCAGCGCGCGGCGGCCGCGGCCGCGAGCGCAGGAGCGAGGCGGCGCGAUGGCUCGACGUACGCACCGCCGUCGGUUACGAGUUUGAGGCAGGAGAGGUUCGAGAACUUGAGAUGAUCUGCGAGCUGCGGCACGAUGGAAAUUUCAAAUUAGUUCGAACGACUGUAAAUUGUGGUCGACUUGGCCGAAAUAGAGUACCGUGAGACUGUUUUACU